Molecule: messenger RNA, 1357 nt
Organism: Megalops cyprinoides (Indo-Pacific tarpon)
Lineage: Eukaryota; Metazoa; Chordata; Actinopteri; Elopiformes; Megalopidae
Gene: gfral
Product: GDNF family receptor alpha like
Exons: 6
Coding region: 50-1357 (435 amino acids)
Biological process (GO): nervous system development
Cellular component (GO): signaling receptor complex; external side of plasma membrane
Molecular function (GO): signaling receptor activity
Source: RefSeq, a predicted model, not a curated record
UAAAGUGACGGGGAAGUGCCGUGUUUCUCCCAUGCGUCCAGCUUUAGCCAUGAAAACCACAUUUGUUAUAGGAAUUCUGGCAUAUCAAAUGAUCUGCAGUAUAUCCUCCAGAUCUCCUACAGACUGUGCAUCCAGAAUGGCCACCUGUGUUUCUGAAUCUGACCUGUGUAGAAGUGGAUGGGCCCUGCUGAGAAACGUUUGCCAUGUGACAGCUGGAAGCUGCAGAAUAAUGGAGUCGGAGGUGUGUAAUAUGACCAUCCAGUAUAUGCUGGACCAGUUUCCUGUUUGGAGUGGAUGUCUGUGUUUGGGGAAGGACUACUGCAGUGCCCCACAGCUGCUGGCUCCACAAUGCUUCACUCAUUCAGAUAGCCAUACAUCAAAUCGCCCCCCUCAGUGGAGCUGGACAGAGCCAGACCCAGAGUCAGGGCUGGUGACCCCUCAGAGCUGUCUGUCUGCCCUUCAUAGCUGCCGGGAGUCCCGCCACUGUUGGACAACGUAUGAGAAACUGAGGGACUCAUGCAGCCCAGACAAAGACCCAUGUGACACCUCGAGUUCCUGCCUGCUCCUUUGGGAAGAGCUUAGGAGCACUCCCAUUGCCAGCUGCACGUGUCCCACAGGAAGGAGGAGGUGCCAAAGAGUAUGGACACUGCUCCACAACAACCCCUGCGUCCACACCACACAGGAGGUCCUGCCCUUACCAGAUGACAGACUCCAAAACCAUCUCCAAGGAGGAGACGUGAGAACUUCCCAAGAAACAAGGAGCUCGUGUCUGCAGACGAUGAUGGUCUGCGUUCAAGAUGAGGUGUGCAACAGGCAGCUGGUGCCUCUCGUGCGGGCAUGCUCAGUGAGCCAGUGCGAGGGCGUUCUCUGUGAGCAGGCUACCAGGCGCUUCUACGAUGGGCUUCCCCACGACGUGGCUGAGAUAUUGGUCUUUUGCGAGUGCGCCCCCGCUGACCGCGACUGCCUGCGAGUGAAGUUGGAUCUCCAGAGCGGCAUCUGUUUUGGACGACUGGACCAGUUACCUACAUGCUUGGAGGCACAUGACAUCUGUGUGGAGGACCCGUUAUGCAGGCAGAGAUAUGAGAAGUUCUGGUCUAAGUGUUUUGGAGGGGAAGAGGAUACAUUGUACCAUGGCUAUGUUCCCGGGGACUGUCUUAGCACCCUAGGCCCAGACUUGAUUUUGGCUGGAAACAUUGAGUGCAGGAAGGCUUUUGUGGGCAUGAUGGGUACCGUCCUACAGCAGCCCUGCACCUGUGAUGGAUUGGCAAACAUGGACUUGCACAGAUGCAAGAAACUUUAUGAAGUGCUUCACAACCGGUCCAUCUUCCGUGAGUGCAGUGAGGAGUUGAGUGGUUGA